AUACUUGGCCUCACACACCCAUCUGCUCACUCACCCUGGCACAUUCAGCCCCCCUAACCCACCUUGAACAUUGACCACCACACACUCCCUGGCACGCUCUUCUCACCCUCAACUUCUGCCACCUCUCCCUGGGCAAUACUGCCAGCCUUUCCCUAAUCUCAGAGCUGCAGCCCUGCCCUGUCACUCACCUCAAACCUGCCAUGUCCCUGGGGCUACUGAAAUUCCAGGCAGUGGGUGAAGAGGACGAGGAGGAUGAGGAGGGGGAGAGCCUGGACUCUGUGAAGGCACUGACAGCCAAGCUGCAGCUGCAGACUCGGCGGCCCUCAUAUCUGGAGUGGACAGCCCAGGUCCAGAGCCAGGCCUGGCGCAGGGCCCAAGCCAAACCUGGACCAGGGGGACCUGGGGACAUCUGUGGUUUCGACUCAAUGGACUCCGCCCUUGAGUGGCUCCGACGGGAGCUGCGGGAGAUGCAGGCGCAGGACAGGCAGCUGGCAGGGCAGCUGCUGCGGCUGCGGGCCCAGCUGCACCGACUGAAGAUGGACCAAGCCUGUCACCUGCACCAGGAGCUGCUGGAUGAGGCCGAGCUGGAGCUGGAGCUGGAGCCCGGGGCCGGCCUAGCCCUGGCCCCGCUGCUGCGGCACCUGGGCCUCACGCGCAUGAACAUCAGCGCCCGGCGCUUCACCCUCUGCUGAGGAACACCUGUGCCCCCCGACUCCCCGCCCCCUCUCCCAAUGCCGCUUCCCCUGCCUGCCUGGGAAGAGGAAAGGGAGGGGUGCCCCAGAGGCACCAGCUCCUGGCGGGGGAGGAGGAACAUUCAGGUUUCUGAGAGCUGAAUUCCAAGAGUGCAAAACCCCAGCAUCCUGUUUCCUCUGCUGACCCAGCUGGGAGGGGGAGGAGGAGGAGCUCACACCCUCAAACUCCUCAAUAAACGCUUUCUCUGGUUCCCA
Homo sapiens (human) is the source of this 947-nucleotide messenger RNA. RefSeq names its product family with sequence similarity 167 member B (gene FAM167B). The record is from RefSeq and is marked validated. The transcript has 2 exons. Lineage: Eukaryota; Metazoa; Chordata; Mammalia; Primates; Hominidae. Bases 201 to 692 code for a protein of 163 amino acids.